AAAGUAUCUCUACGGUAUUUGCCUCAACAUUCUUUUCUAAUCUUCCAAGACAAAAUGCCUCUCAAAAUGGUUGAUGCCACUUUAUCAACAUUCGACGCUGUAUUUGACAACUUCAAAUCCGAGGCUCCCAAAAACAAAGCCAAUUUAAUCCUUUUCUUGGCUGAUAAAGACCCUGCCACCAAUCUUAGUUGGUGCCCUGAUUGUGUGACUGCUGAACCUGUGAUAUACAAGAAACUGGAAGCAUCAUCAGAUGACAUUGCACUUCUACGUGCAUACGUCGGAGAUAGACCAACUUGGAGGAAUCCCCAGCACCCAUGGAGACUAGACUCAAAUUUCAAGCUCACCGGAGUUCCGACACUGCUCUGCUGGGAGAACAACGCUGUCAAAGGACGUCUCGAGGACUAUGAGGCGCACCUUGAGCACAAAAUCGAUGCUCUUAUUUCUGAUAAAUGAGUCCGCUUGUGCUAUUUUACAUUUGCUAAUAAUAAUUUCAAACUUUAUGUGCUGAACUCUGAAAUAUAUGAUAUGUUAUGUAUUUUUCAAGCUGUUUCUAAUAAUAUUCUAUCUUGCUGCAAUUGAAAAAGGAAACUAAGAGUUUAUUAAAUGUUAAUUUUGAUAAA
This is a messenger RNA of Mercurialis annua (annual mercury), 620 nucleotides long. Its product is annotated as thioredoxin-like protein Clot. The record is from RefSeq and is a predicted model, not a curated record. The transcript has 2 exons. Gene Ontology annotation, molecular function: protein-disulfide reductase [NAD(P)H] activity. Gene Ontology annotation, cellular component: cytosol. Lineage: Eukaryota; Viridiplantae; Streptophyta; Magnoliopsida; Malpighiales; Euphorbiaceae. The coding region runs from base 55 to 453 and encodes 132 amino acids.